Messenger RNA from Acanthisitta chloris (rifleman), 2045 nucleotides. It is a transcript of the gene DTX3L, whose product is annotated as deltex 3 like, E3 ubiquitin ligase. Gene Ontology annotation, biological process: protein ubiquitination; Notch signaling pathway. The transcript is spliced from 4 exons. NCBI's taxonomy places the organism in Eukaryota, Metazoa, Chordata, Aves, Passeriformes, Acanthisittidae. The record is from RefSeq and is a predicted model, not a curated record. The annotation marks the transcript as partial.
AUAAGAAGAGCGUGGAAUCCCGCACGAAUCACACGUUGGAAAUCGGUAGUAAAUGCCUGAAGAUAGUUAUCCAGCCGGGAGAAGGGGACCCGAGCAACAGGCAGGUGACAGAUCAGGCCUCCACCAGCCACUUCGUCCCUGCCAGCCCUUCCCUGCCUCCCCAGGAGCCGCGAGCAGCCAGAGGCUGUGGGGACUCGGCAAGGGAACUACUUACCAACAAGAUAUUUCUUACAGUGUCUGCUACUUUGAAUACCAGUAUGUUCACUGAAGAGCAAAGGGAGAAAGUUACCAGUAUGUGUCCAAACUUAAAGAGAGAAGGAAAUCCUGGAAUUGAGGGCUUUGAGAAACUGACCGGAGAUUUUACAGAUAUUGAAAAAGCUUAUCACUACUUUAAGGAUAUCCUUGCAGGCAAUGACACAAACCAUGACUUUUCACAAUAUGAAAGUAAGAAUGGUUUGAAAGAAGAAAAUGGUCUGAAUACUGAAGAAAUUAAUGAGCUUAUAGUUUUGACAGCUCUGUAUGAGUAUUUUUGUCAUACCCACAAAGAACAAAUCAAACUACUGCAUGAAAAAUUUGGAGUGUGCAUAAGAAGUAAAGCUCUUCAGGAUAAAACCACAUCAAUACACUUAUCUUCUGAUAAAAAUCCUGCAUCAUUACAAGCAGCUAGAGAUUUAUUUAUCAAUACUUUUCAGAAAAGUGUAGAAGAUCUGAAACAGGAAAAAAUUCCCACAACAGACAGGUACACAUUAGGGGAGACAAUAAUGAAACUAAAUGUAAUGUUUAGUAGUCUUCUUGCUAAAGAGGAAGGGAAUCAGUUGCUACUCCUUGGUCCAGCAAGAGAGGUUUUAGCUGCCAAAAAAUUUCUAGCAGAGGAAAGUGAGAACAGACAAGUUGUAAAGAAUAUGAAAAUAUCAUCUGAACUGUACAAAUACAGGAGUGGAAUUGAAGUUGAUGCUUCUGUGUUUAAAUUGCUGGAAACAGUAUUAAGCAAAGAAAUGGAAAUCAUUAAAGACAAAUUUGAUACAGUCAUAGAAACAAAAGAGAAUUCCUAUGGCCAGAAGAUGCUCAUACUGUUUAGGCCUAAGUCAAAAACUUCUGAUAUGUCGUCACAUGCUACAGAAAGUUUCAUCAAUGCAUUUCAGAGGGCCUCUGCAAAGCUAAGAGAAACACUCAUCAGCUCGAAGCUUUCAGAAGAUCAGAAGAAAACCUUCAAUGUGCCAUUUAGUGGAAAACAACUCAAAGAUCUUCAUGCAAAUCUCCAGAAAAAUGAAGAUAAAUUAAUCUUAAAUGGUUUCCCAGGCCAUCUUUAUGCUAGUGAAAAGCACGCUAUGGACCAUCUUAACACUGAAGAGUCAGCACAAACUGGAAAUAAGACACCAUUGUCCUCUGAUCUCAGCUCUCAAGGAGCUACAGGAGCAUCUAAGAAGAAAUUCGAUGGCAGGCAAAAGAAUAGUCUUUCUUCUGAAGGACAGGCUAAGGCACAGACAGAAGAAAAAGACGAGUGUCCUAUUUGCAUGGAGAGAAUCAAUAAUAAAGAAACACUGAGGAAGUGCAAACAUGCAUUUUGCAAGAGUUGCAUCUCCCAAGCCAUGGCUUACAAGCCAGCCUGUCCUGUUUGUAAUACUGUCUAUGGAGUCUUGAAAGGAGAUCAACCAGAGGGAACCAUGUCAACCACAGUGAUGCCUUUCUCUCUCCCUGGUUAUUCCCAGUAUAACACUAUUCAAAUUGAAUACAAAAUGAAAGGUGGUAUUCAAACUAGCAACCAUCCAAACCCAGGGCAAUAUUAUGAUCAAAUUCACCGAACAGCAUAUUUACCUAACAGUAAGGAAGGGCAAGAAAUUCUGGAGCUCCUCAAGAGAGCCUUUAAACAAAAAUUGAUUUUCACAGUGGGGCAGUCACGAACUACUGGUGCAGAAGGUGUUAUCACAUGGAAUGAUAUUCACCACAAAACUAGUGUCUCAGGGGGACCUACCAAAUUUGGCUACCCUGAUCCUGAUUAUCUGGAGCGAGUUCGGUCGGAAUUGAAAGCAAAAGGAAUUGAAUAA